This is a messenger RNA of Larimichthys crocea (large yellow croaker), 3122 nucleotides long. Its product is annotated as calpain-9. The record is from RefSeq and is a predicted model, not a curated record. Gene Ontology annotation, molecular function: calcium-dependent cysteine-type endopeptidase activity; calcium ion binding. NCBI's taxonomy places the organism in Eukaryota, Metazoa, Chordata, Actinopteri, Sciaenidae. The transcript is spliced from 20 exons. Gene Ontology annotation, cellular component: cytoplasm. Bases 62 to 2167 code for a protein of 701 amino acids. Gene Ontology annotation, biological process: proteolysis.
UAAGUUCAGAUAGACGCUCCUGAAGCUCAGAAGAGAAAGUGGAUCAGAGAUCAGGGCAGACAUGAAGAAGUCUCUGAGCGUGUCCUCUGAAAGCUCCCUGCCUCCCCUGGAGGAUGACGUGGACUCGGUCUGCUCAGACGAGCUGCUCGGCUCUCAGUCCCGCCGGUGGCUGGCGGACCUCCUGACCGCAGACAUGCCUCCAGAGAGCGGGGACGUGAACACGGUGGGCCGGGACGGACUGUUCGUGGACUAUCACUUCCCCCUGGGAGAGCUGGAGAUGCAGUCCAAUGUCAAGUGGAAGCGACCAAAGGAGAUCUGUCAAUCGCCUCAGUUCAUAGUAAAUGGAGCUACACGCCUGGAUGUCCGCCAGGGAAAACUCAAUGACUGCUGGUUACUUUCUGCUAUCGCAUCUCUCUCCGUGCAUCGCUCCCUGCUCGAGAAGGUCAUGCCUCUGGAUCAGGGCUUCCAGGAUGGCUACAACGGCAGCUUCACCUUCAGGUUCUGGCAGUACGGUCAGUGGGAGGAGGUGAAGAUAGACGACUUGUUGCCAACUCAGGGUGACAACCUGAUCUACCUCAGCUCCCCAGAACAACAGGAGUUCUGGAGCUCCCUGCUGGAGAAGGCCUACGCCAAGCUGAAAGGUGGCUACAGAGCUCUGGACAUGGGCUUCCCUCAUGAGGCCAUGGUCGAUAUGACGGGUGGGGUGACUGAGGUAUUGAACGUCGUCUCAUUGCCCAGAGACCUGCCAGUCCUCCUCAGAGACCUGCUGGCCAAAGGAGCACUCAUCAACUGUGCCACCUGCCAGGGUCCGUUGGAACAAAGGAAUGAACUUGGAAUCAUGUACAGACACGCCUACUCUCUGACUGCAGUAGAAAGGGUGAAGACGGCAUACGGCACUGAGGAUUUGGUGCGAAUCCUCAACCCCUGGGGCAACACAGAGUGGCUGGGGCCCUGGAGUGACUUGAACAGUCCAGAGUGGAAGACAGUGAGCCCCGAGGAGCAGAAAAGACUGGGCAGAGUCAGCCGGGAGGACGGGGAGUUCUGGAUGUCGGUGUCAGACUUCAGACAGAACUUUGAGUUGAUGGAGGUUUGUCACCUGACCGAUGCUCUCAGCACAUUGGGCUCCAAGGCGCAGCCGUGGUCCUGCGUAAAGCAUCAUGGGGACUGGGUGCCGUCCAUCACAGCGGGGGGCUCUCCGAGAGGAGGUCUGUUCUGGCAGAAUCCUCAGUUCUACUUUGACCUGUCGGAGACAGACAACAACACAGAGAACUCUCAGAAGACCUGCUCCUUCGUUUUGGCUCUGAUGCAGAAACACCAGAGACGCAAAGGCAUUAGCCUGUCCAUAGCUCUGCAUGUAUACCCGGCCCGUUCAAAGAAUACGUACCUGACGCCUCAGGACUUGAGUAUGGUUCGCCCGGUCCUCUGGAGCUCCCUAUACUCCUCACGUCGGGAGGUUGUUCUUCGUGGCUCCCUGAAACCAGGCCAUUACAUCAUCAUCCCUUCAACCGCCGAGCCCAAUCAGCAAGGGUCGUUCCUCCUCCGGGUGCUGACAGAGAAGGGCAAUGAUGCCAUUCCAGCUGUCAAACCAGCACCAAAAGACAUCUCUCUAACAGAGCUUUCGUUUCCUCACCAGGCUGCUCUUCCUUCUCCUAAAGCUACUAAACAACUGUUCAAGAAGCACUGCAACAAGAAAGGCUUGUGCAAACCAGUGCACCUCCACAGCCUGCUGACUGAGGCCAUACAGGGAGGAGUGUUGGCCGGCAGUGAGAAGAACUUGGCUCUGGAGCACUGCAAGAGUCUGGUGGUCCUCAUGGACAGCCAAGGCAUCGCUCAGCUCAGCUGGCCAGAGUUCCAGGGUUUGUGGGACAAGAUCAGGAAGUGGACGGACAUCUUCCUGGUGUUUGACAAGGACAAAACAAAGCACCUCGAGUAUCAAGAGGUGGCCCCCGCUCUGAAGGCAGCAGGCAUCAUGGUGGAUGAUUUGAUAAUGCAGCUGGUUGGACUGAGAUACACAGAGCCCAACAUGACCAUCAGUUACCCCGGCUUCCUGUAUCUGCUGAUGAAACUGGAGAGCAUGAUCCACAAAUUUCAAGCAUACGACAUGGUGGGAAUGGGAACCGUAACCAUUAGCUACAGACAGUGGCUCCACAUGACCAUGUACAACUGAACAGAUGGAUUCAUCAGGAUUAGUUUUUUGUUUUUUUUGUCUAUUUUUCAUGUGUGAUUUUACUGUGUAGUGGUUCUUUAUAGAUGUAUGCAGGUAGAUAUAUAGUUCAGUGAUAAACAGGCUUUGUACCAUUCAGUUCAUCACAUAGUCAAACAGAACAGUAACAAUAGUUUCAUAUUUAAGAUUUUUUUUUAGUCACAGAAACAUCCGGGGUCAAAGGUCAAAGUAAGACAGACUGAAUUCGCUCACCUCAGUGAUUUAAUGAAACUGAAAGAUGUUGCCUCACACUUAUUGUCCUCUCAAUGUGGCAUCAGUCUAAAGUAAGGAUAUUCUUCCCACCUCCAGUCUAACAUGAACACUAUCUUUGUUCAACUCUGAAAUAAAGUGUUUUUGCAGCUUUCAAAUGUGUGAUUUAAAAUGGCGACGUGAAACAAAUCAAACAAGGAUCCAUUUAUUCCAGAGGAUUGAUGUCAUGUACGUGAUGUGUAUAUGUACAGAAAGAUCUGUUAGUCUGUUAGUCUCUAACAAAGUGUUUGGCCUGUUGAGUUUCAGUGUCAUGCUUUGUUAAUAAAAAUUAUAGAAAGAGUCAAAGUAUGUGAAGUCCUCAAGUUUCUUUCAAGGCUACCAGCACCAAUAUUUUCAGGUAGAAGCGUUUCCUCUCUUAGCUUUGUUAUAUAAACAUAACUGUUGCAUAUUUUAAUAGAAUUGUUUUAUAUAAUGAUUACAGUUUAAUGGUGUGUUAAAGGACCAGUGUGAGCUUGCAGAUUGGAGCUUCAACUAAAGGUCUGGCCGCUUUGAUUGACAGGUGGGUGCCAUCACACACCGCUGGUUUCGACAUCCAGGCUUCAUUCAGUCUGCCUCGCUCCACCCACAACCCACGUCUUUGUCCAUUUUUGGAUUAGCUGCUAAGAUAGUAACAGCAUCAAAGGCACCGCACUGAGCUUCACAACCCCUC